GGGCUGGCUGCUGGUGCUGACUCCUAGGUUGAUGAUGCAACUGCUGAGCUGGCUGCUGCUGAUGAUGCUGGGUGGGUCUGAUUCCUCCAACAUUCAUCCCCAAGCUCGAGGCUUGAUUUGGUUGUUGUUGGAAUCCAAGUGCCAAACUGCUGCUGUUGUUAUUAUUCAGUUGACCUAGUUCGCCAAAGAAUCCCACAUUGUUAUUCUGCCUUCCCAUUGGCUUGUUGGUAUCCUCUCUAACUACACCUGCUCUCGACAGGAACUCCUCCAGUGUCAUCUCUCCUAGUGUUCGUUGCCUCUGAGGUGGAUCAGGUGGAGCCACGUCCUUGGCAGCUAUUGUAUUCUCUUUUAUGAAAUCUUUCCAAAC
This is a messenger RNA of Linum tenue, 367 nucleotides long. The record is from the annotation of a GenBank genome assembly. Lineage: Eukaryota; Viridiplantae; Streptophyta; Magnoliopsida; Malpighiales; Linaceae.